Cucurbita maxima (winter squash) is the source of this 1644-nucleotide messenger RNA. Its product is annotated as eukaryotic initiation factor 4A-11. Gene Ontology annotation, molecular function: translation initiation factor activity; RNA helicase activity; ATP binding. The coding region runs from base 158 to 1399 and encodes 413 amino acids. Gene Ontology annotation, biological process: cytoplasmic translational initiation. NCBI's taxonomy places the organism in Eukaryota, Viridiplantae, Streptophyta, Magnoliopsida, Cucurbitales, Cucurbitaceae. The record is from RefSeq and is a predicted model, not a curated record. The transcript has 5 exons. Gene Ontology annotation, cellular component: cytoplasmic stress granule.
CUACAAAAACCUAACAGUUUUCUGUAAAAUAUCUCUUUUUUGUUCGCUGCGCUUUGCCCAACACUCGCCUCCAACUCCACGGAUCAGAUCCGAGGAGUUUGGCAAACCCUAGCGCCCUUUCUUCAAUCUCCUCAUUUUCCUCUAUCAAUCUGCAGCCAUGGCAGGUUUGGCUCCAGAAGGAUCCCAAUUUGAUUCUCGCCAAUAUGAUUCUAAAAUGAAUGAGAUUCUUUCAGCAGAAGGCCAGGAAUUUUUUACAUCUUAUGAUGAAGUUUAUGAAAGUUUUGAUUCAAUGGGGCUGCAAGAAAACCUCCUCAGAGGCAUUUAUGCUUAUGGUUUUGAGAAGCCAUCUGCAAUUCAGCAAAGGGGUAUUGUUCCAUUCUGCAAAGGCCUUGAUGUGAUUCAGCAGGCUCAGUCUGGUACUGGGAAGACUGCUACCUUCUGCUCUGGGAUACUGCAGCAACUUGAUUAUGAUCUAGUCCAGUGCCAGGCUUUAGUUUUGGCACCAACUAGGGAGCUCGCUCAACAAAUAGAGAAGGUUAUGAGAGCUCUUGGAGAUUAUCUUGGUGUUAAGGUUCAUGCUUGUGUGGGAGGGACAAGUGUCCGUGAGGAUCAACGCAUUCUUCAAGCUGGUGUUCACGUUGUAGUUGGAACACCUGGUCGUGUGUUUGAUAUGUUAAGGAGGCAGUCUCUUCGCCCGGAUUCUAUUAAGAUGUUUGUAUUGGAUGAAGCUGAUGAAAUGCUUUCUCGUGGUUUUAAAGAUCAGAUUUAUGACAUUUUCCAGCUUUUGCCAUCAAAAAUUCAAGUUGGGGUCUUCUCCGCCACAAUGCCACCUGAAGCAUUGGAGAUCACUAGGAAGUUCAUGAAUAAGCCAGUCCGAAUCUUAGUAAAACGUGAUGAGCUUACUUUGGAGGGUAUCAAACAAUUUUACGUAAAUGUCGAUAAGGAAGAUUGGAAGCUUGAAACUCUUUGUGAUCUCUACGAGACUCUGGCCAUCACUCAAAGUGUUAUCUUUGUUAACACACGUCGCAAGGUCGAUUGGCUUACAGACAAGAUGAGAAGCCGAGACCAUACUGUAUCUGCCACCCAUGGUGACAUGGACCAGAACACUCGAGAUAUAAUCAUGCGCGAAUUCCGGUCUGGCUCUUCUCGAGUUCUUAUUACAACUGAUUUGUUGGCUCGUGGUAUUGAUGUUCAGCAAGUCUCCCUUGUCAUAAAUUAUGAUUUGCCAACCCAACCCGAAAAUUAUCUUCAUCGUAUUGGGCGAAGCGGUCGAUUUGGAAGAAAAGGUGUCGCCAUCAAUUUUGUUACAAACGACGAUGAGAGAAUGCUUUUUGAUAUUCAGAAGUUCUAUAAUGUGGUCAUUGAAGAGCUGCCCGCUAAUGUUGCAGAUCUCCUAUGAGGAAGUUUUGUUUGUUUGGUUUAUUGUUAUUAUUAUUUUCUUUUUUGUUUGUUUUGUUUCGUUGUUUAUAGGGAUGGGAUUUCUCUUAUCUCUGAAGUGAACUAUUUAGCCUCCCACCAGAACUCUUCCCCCCCCCCCCAUUAGCUUAACUUCGUUUUCUUAUAUUAUUAGUACCAUCAAACUGACAUUUUGUUUAUCAUGUAUGGUCUGCUUUCUGUGCAAGAUUUAGAUGAUGUCGAGCUGAA